Molecule: messenger RNA, 1557 nt
Organism: Linnemannia hyalina
Lineage: Eukaryota; Fungi; Mortierellomycota; Mortierellomycetes; Mortierellales; Mortierellaceae
Source: the annotation of a GenBank genome assembly
AUGGCUUUGGAUCCGGAGCAGGAGUCCAACUUGUUUUUUUGGUUGGUCACAAGUAGACGGCCUCAAAAGAAUCAGAAGCUGGUGAUCUGGCUGAACGGAGAAACUGGACCUCUCCGAUUCGUGAACCAGAAGCUCACUAUCAACAAGGGCGGUUGGCAUGAGUUUGCCGAUGUAGUAUUUUUGGACCAGCCCGUCGGAACAGGACUAAGCUACACCAAACAGCCAUACCUCGGAACAAUGAAGGAGAUCACAACACAUUUCAUGGCAUUCCUGAAGGCGUUUUUUGCCAUAUUCCCCGACCGUGCCCAGCAUGAUUUGUACCUUGCGGGAGAGAGUUUUGCAGGCACGUAUAUACCCUAUUUUGGCCAGGGAAUCUUGGAACACAACGAAAACAUCCCUGCAGGAGAGAUAUUCUACAACCUUCAAGGAUUGGCCAUCGGUAACGGCUGGAUCGAUCCACUUCACCAGUACACUUCCUUUAUCCCUUUCGCAGAGAAGUACGGUCUUAUGACACCCACCUUACUGACGAGCAUGAGCGCUCUGCAGAACGAUUGUUUGGAUGCUAUCCGGCGACAGAACCUUAUCACUCAAAACAUAUGCGAGGGACUUGUAUCUCUUAUCUUGCAAUCAAACAACGAGACGACCCAGUGUGUCAACCAGUACGACAUUCGCUUGACUGAUGAGUAUCCAUACUGCGGUCUGAAAUGGCCCUAUGAGCUGCCAUUAAUGGGCAAUUACCUGAACCGGCCAGAUGUUAAGGCGGCUCUUCAUGCCACGGCAGGAGACACAUACUGGAGCGAGUGCAACACCCGUGUCGGCAGCGCUUUGCGACAGGACGACUCGACCCCCUCUAUUGCGCUCCUUCCCGGCAUUUUGGAAAAGACCAGGAUCAUGCUUUUUAGCGGCCAGCAAGACCUGAUCUGCAAUCAUAUCGGAACAGAGUAUCUCAUUUCCAACAUGACUUGGCAGGGAUCCCGAGGGUUCCAGGACACUCGGUCGAUCGGAUGGAAGGUUGAAGAGAAACCCGCAGGAGAAUGGAUGCAGGCCAAGAACCUGACCUACGUGUUGAUCUACAAUUCGUCGCAUAUGGUGCCCUACGAUGUGCCCCUGGUGGCUUUGGAUAUGAUAAACCGGUUCAUGGGUCUGGACACUAAGCUGCAAACCUUCACCUCCAGCUUGGAGUCUGAUACCGGUAAUGCCGUCCCCUCGGGCGGCGAGAAAGUGGAUAUUAGUCAGCCUGAAUCCAACAUCUCUACCAAUGGAUCGGCGGCAUUGUUGUUUGUGGUGAUGGUGAUUGGAGUGGCGAUCUUUGUGAUCGUGCGGAAAAACCAGCGCCAGAAAAAGCUGGGCGGUGGCCAUGAUGGUGUCCAAUGGUUCCCUCUCAGUAACAACAACGGUAACAACCAAGGCAUGGGACGUGACCGCCGCCAUGCCCCUGUCGACGAGCUGGACGAGCUUGUGGUGGAAGGCGGGAUUCGUGACAGUGACGACGAUGAGGAGUACGAGAACUUCCUGUCGUCUGGCGAUAGACGCAGCCCAUCGCCUCAAAGGCGAUGA